AUGGAUAAAUACCACAAGCAGUCGUUAGGCACGUUAUCUACUAAGAUACGAAAGUCUCGUGUCUUUUUGGUGGGUGCGGGCGGCAUUGGCUGUGAACUUCUGAAAAACCUCGUACUCACCAGCUUCGGGGAAAUCCACAUAAUAGACCUUGACACAAUAGAUCUGAGCAAUUUAAACCGGCAAUUCCUAUUUAGACAAGAACAUAUAAAGAAAUCAAAAGCACUGAUCGCAAAGGAAGUCGCAAGCAAAUUCCGACCAGACGUCUCCCUCCAUGCCUAUCACGCAAAUAUCAAAGAUUCCCAGUUUAAUGUUAGCUUCUUUGAAACGUUCGAUAUCGUUUUUAAUGCGCUGGACAACCUUGACGCCCGCCGGCAUGUCAAUAGGAUGUGUCUGGCGGCAAACGUCCCGCUUAUCGAAAGUGGCACCACGGGAUUCAAUGGCCAAGUCCAGGUGAUAAAAAGGGGACGAACUGAAUGCUAUGACUGUAAUCCGAAGCAAGCGCCCAAGUCAUUCCCAGUCUGUACGAUACGGAGUACCCCCAGUCAACCUAUCCAUUGCAUAGUAUGGGCUAAGAGCUACCUGCUACCAGAGUUGUUUGGUGAAAGCGAUAGUGAUCCCGAGGAGUUUGACCACUCCGAAGAUGCUGAGAAUGCUGAGGAGAUUGCCAACCUUCAAAAGGAAGCUCAAGCACUCUUAUCCAUCCGCCAAUCGAUAGGAUCUGACGAUUUUGCGGAAAAAGUUUUCAACAAGGUUUUCAAUGAAGAUAUCGAUCGUCUACGGAAAAUGGAAGACGUGUGGAAGGCGAGACGACCUCCCCAACCUCUAUCGUUUGGUCCACUUCAACAAGAGGCGACGGCUGUGGACUCGAGGAUAUCUUCAAAUGACCAGAAGGUUUGGACAUUGGUAGAAGACGUUGCGGUAUUUAAAGAUAGUUUGGGACGCCUUUCGCGGAGACUUCGCGAACUUGAAUACGCUACAACAGAUGGUCAGAAGCCGAUUAUAACGUUUGAUAAAGACGAUGUAGACACGCUUGAUUUUGUUGCGGCAAGUGCAAACCUUCGAUGUCACAUUUUCGGAAUCGAAAUGAAGUCAAAGUUUGAGAUAAAACAGAUGGCCGGUAAUAUUAUCCCAGCAAUUGCCACGACGAACGCCAUGACUGCAGCAAUCUGUGUCUUGCAGGCAUUUAAGGUUUUAAAAGAUGAUUACGACCACGCAAAGAUGGUCUUUCUCGAACGAUCGGGCGUCCGUGCCAUAAAUACCGACCAUUUGAACCCCCCAAAUUCCCAAUGUCCGGUCUGCAGCGUGGCUCAAGGGAAGAUUUCCGUUGACCUCGAACGAGCAACACUGAACGAUCUGGUCGAGGACCUCCUGCAUGGGCAGCUUGGGUAUGGUGAAGAGCUUUCUAUCAACAAUCAGAUUGGGACCAUCUACGACCCCGAUCUUGACGACAACCUUCCAAAAAAGUUGAAAGAUUUAGGGGUUAUGAAUGAUAGUUUCAUUACAGUUGUUGAUGAGGAGGAUGACGAUACCCGUGUCAACUUGGAGUUACUUGUAUCUGAACGGCCAUCAACCGACCCAACCUCAAAAUCCAUCUUUCUCCCAUCAGUACCUGAGAUUCCUAGAAAACCAAAACCAGCAAUGCCAGAGCUUAGCAAUGGCGAAGCAAAUGGAAACGGGGCUAUAGACGCCGGAACCGAUGGUACCGCCGUCAGAGAAAAGAGGAAGCGUGAUGCAGACGGAGAUCUAGACAAGGACGACAAGCCGGCGAAACGCCUCGCGACAAUGUCUGUCCGAGAGGGCGCUAAUGAUGGAGGUUCAGACAGACCCAUUAUUCUGGAAGAUGAUUCGGGGACUAUUCUGAUCGAUGACGACUGA
Paracoccidioides lutzii Pb01 is the source of this 1875-nucleotide messenger RNA. RefSeq names its product ubiquitin-activating enzyme. The coding region runs from base 1 to 1875 and encodes 624 amino acids. Gene Ontology annotation, biological process: protein sumoylation. Gene Ontology annotation, molecular function: SUMO activating enzyme activity. Gene Ontology annotation, cellular component: cytoplasm; SUMO activating enzyme complex. The transcript has 9 exons. The record is from RefSeq and is a predicted model, not a curated record.